Eucalyptus grandis is the source of this 1578-nucleotide messenger RNA. RefSeq names its product MDIS1-interacting receptor like kinase 2-like. The coding region runs from base 1 to 1578 and encodes 525 amino acids. The transcript has 2 exons. Gene Ontology annotation, molecular function: protein binding; ATP binding; protein kinase activity. The record is from RefSeq and is a predicted model, not a curated record. Gene Ontology annotation, biological process: protein phosphorylation. Lineage: Eukaryota; Viridiplantae; Streptophyta; Magnoliopsida; Myrtales; Myrtaceae.
AUGGUAACCAGCUUUCGGGGGCAAAUUCCUGAUGAGAUAGGUAAUCUCCACGCUAUGCUUGACUUAGAGUUGAGUACAAACCAGCUCACUGGUCCAAUUCCUUCUUCUCUGGGUAACUUGACCAACCUGGGAUCUUUGUUCCUCCGCCAAAAUCACCUUUCUAGUUCAAUUCCUGAAUCCUUAGGUGAUCUAGUGAACUUGACGGUGCUGCAAUUGGAUACCAACCAAUUAAACGGCUCCUUACCAGAAAACUUAUGCCGAGGUGGGUUGCUCCAAAACCUUACAGUGAGUCACAAUAACUUAACUGGUUCUAUCCCUAAAAGCUUGAGAAAUUGCACAAGCCUAGUCAGAGUACGCCUAGAGGAAAACCAGCUCACUGGAAACAUAUCAAAGACCUUUGGUGUCUACCCCAAAUUGGACUUUAUCGACAUGAGUUUCAACAAGUUCUUUGGAGAAAUCUCAACAAACUGGGGAAGUUGCACACGCUUAACUAAUCUAAGAAUUGCUGGAAAUAACAUCACUGGUAGCUUGCCUCCUGAGAUUGGGAAUGCGACUCGAUUUGGUGAAAUUGAUCUUUCUUUCAAUGGUUUACUUGGUGAGGUCCCAAAAGAAUUUGGAAAAUUGACUUCUUUGGUGAAUUUAAAUCUAAGCAAAAACCGACUUUCUGGCCAAAUAAGUCCCGAGAUUGUAUCAUUACCUGGUCUUCAAAAAUUGGAUUUGUCCAACAAUAGAUUAAGCAUGUCUAUCCCGCAGGCUAUAGGGUUUUCUUCAAACUUGGUCUUCUUGAAUCUAAGUAACAACCAGUUGAGCCAAGAUAUUCCGAGGCAAUUAGGGAUGUUGAUUCACCUAUCCGAGCUAGACUUGAGUCAUAACUUGUUAAGUGGUGGGAUCCCAGUUGAAUUCAACAAGCUUCAAAGCUUAGUGAAACUUGACCUUUCACACAAUAAUCUUUCUGGCCUCAUAUACGAGACUUUCAAGGAUAUGCGAGGUUUGAUGGAGGUGGACAUCUCUUAUAACAAGUUUGAGGGUCCCAUCCCCAACACCACGUCAUUCCAAAAUGCAACAAAAGAAGCGUUUCAAGGCAAUAAUGGAUUGUGUGGAAAUGUUGAAGGACUUGAGCCCUGUGACCAAGCAUUGGUGGAUAGGGAAAGCUCUCCGGUGGGAGGUAGAGUGUUUCUUAUUGUGUUCCCUCUGCUAGGAGCGGUUCUUUUGUUUAUUUUCUUUGGAAUAUUCUUCAUUUUCCGUAGAAAAAAGCUCCAUCCAAGAGUGGAACUAGCACCCAAGACAAUUGAAGUCUUUUCUCUAUCAAAGUACGAUGGAAUGAUUUCAUAUAAAGACAUCAUGGAAGCCACCGGGGCUUUUAAUGAGAUUUUCUAUAUUGGAAGGGGAGGCUAUGGAAGUGUCUUCAAGGCCAAAUUAAGAUCUGGUGAUAUAGUAGCUGUAAAGAAGCUCCAUCAAACGGCUGAUAGUGGGCAAACAGAUCAAAAGGAAUUUUUGAAUGAGAUUAGGGCAUUGACGGAAAUUCAACACUGCAAUAUUGUGAAACUUAGGAAGCUUGUCUACAAUCUUGAGCAAUGA